AUGCUGCCGGCAGCGGAGGACAGGAUGCGGCGAGAAAUGGAUAGCAUAGACGAAAGAAUGUUUAGAAGACAGAAGAUCAUUGUAGCCUUAUGCUUUCUGUCUCUCUUCAUUGGGGUUGUGAUUAACGAGAAAUGUGCUUCUGUCGACUAUAUCAACGGAUAUACAUCAGAUGGCUCUACUGUUCCUGUUCCAGACAUCGGCAAUGUUCCUCGGAGCUGUGAUUCUACCCUUGGGUCCAACUUGAAAUAUCUCUCGACUUUGCUAGCGAUCGUGAUGGUUAUUUUCAUGAUCAUGCAUUCAAAAGAUGGCCACGGGAAAGCAAAGAUCGUUAGAAUCGUUCAAAAGAAGGCUUUUACUCUUCCCAACCAAAUUCUGAGUGCAGCUAUCAUUUGUCUGGAAGUGGUCAUAGUCUUCGUCCACAUACCUCCAAAGAUUCAGAAAGAUUUUCAAGUCCAAGUCUUGGGAGUGACGAUAUACUAUAGAUUUGAGUCUAUAGCUUGUGCGAUCAUGAUUGCAAGGCUGUAUCACUCCGGAAAACUCUUAAUAAUGUUUGCAGAACAAAAUUACUUCUCCGCCAAGAAUUCGUUGCUAAUGCAGGACAUGAGUACGUUCAGGCAGAUUCAAGAUCAACCUUUAUUGCGUCGAGCAUUGGCCCUGAAGCUCCUUAUUACUAGACAUCCGAUAUACACGCUCCUGUUCUUCCUUUGCCAUCUUUUCUUCUCACAGACUUACUUGCUUCGAAUAGCUGAGGGACCUGCUUAUCAGCCUCACAGCAAGUAUUGGGCAGACCAGAUGUGGGUGAUAGUCACGCAGGGGACAACAGGGGACGGCACGUCGCAGCCGAUGACCCACGUGGGGAGGCUUGCAGCAGUGAUUGUCAUCGUUUCCAUGGCAAUCAUCCUCGCCUUUUUAACGUCUUCUACGACGCGAACGCUGCUGCUGUCGAAUCAAGAAGAAGUCUUGCUUUCAAAGCACAAACGCAAUGAAUACCUGAGUGUUGUGAUUAACUCUGCGGCGAAGAUCAUACAGCACUGGUGGAGAAAUCAACAUCUCUAUCGCAACACCCAAUCCUACAGGGGCGGACGGACGCAAGAUAGACAAAAAGCGCAACGAAACUUGGAGAAACUCAGAGUUGCGAGAAACUUGGAGAGGAUGAGAAAUUCGAACAAGAGCAUGCGGAACGUGCAGGACCGAGAGUCUUCUCCUCGUCCCAAGUCUGUUGAUCAAACAAGAGUUGGAGGAACUUCCUCAAAAUCCUGGGACUGCCUCGCACUUUUCAAGCAAGAAUCCUAUACAACAGAUGUCGCAGAGAAGAAGACAAUGUUGCGAAAAGAAUUCCUUCAUGCCGUCCAUGUCCUCAAACACUUCACGCAGGGAACGGAAGGAAACAUUCUGUCUAGCCUUGCUGCCAUGAUGCCAGCAAGUGGCUCGCCAAUGCGGGAGAGCGUCAGAGGGUCUACACGAAAUGGUCACUCAGUGACGAGGAACAGCUUCCGAGGUCAGAGAAGCCUAGCGGCUGGAUGGUCCACCAAGGAGAGGGAGUCGAGGACACCGCAAAGCAAGGCAGGACCGGAGGGAGUGAAACUUUCUCUCCCUCCUCGACGCAGAAAUGAAGUCGAGAACGAUCUGAGCGAUGACUCAGAAUUUUCUCCUGCUCAAUCCUUCUGGCAAGCCCAUCCUCUGCGCGGUAUGAAUCAGGUGAAUCAGGUUGCCGACGAUAAUGUCGAAGAAAUCAAAACCAUGCUGUCACGCAUCGAGUCAAGGAUGGAUGGCAUGCAAGGAGCCAUCAAGCUGCUGAAUCAGAAGUUUGAUUCGCUCAUGGAGCAGCAGUACCUGAUUCUCACCGAGAAGGAGCAGGAGCUCCUCGAUGAAGAGCAGCUGUCGGCUGCUCGAUCUGAGACAUCAGAGAACAAGUUCUUCGGGGAAUUCGCCGGCGGCAUGCGGCCCAACUUUCCCUUCUCAUCGGGUGGCAUCGUGAGGAUGCAGUGCGAGGCUCGCCCCACGUUCACGCGCGACAAGUCGGAGUCUGACACAGAGCUUGACACGUUCAUCACUGACAACAGCGCCAUGGCCAACACAGACAGACAGAUGCAGCCCAAACGGAUGUCAGAUACUCUACCUGCCCGCACCACCAAUGGUCCCCUUGGGAAUUCUAACACUCUUCCUGCCCGUACGGCCAACGGCCUGAGGGCUAAGACUCCUCCUCUCUCAGCAGCCGCUCCUUCCUCUGCUCUCCCAGCAGCAGCUCCUUCCUCUGCUCUCCCAGCAGCAGCUCCUUCCCCCAGCCCUGCAGGCACGCCCAACGCCGGAGUCAAUGACCUUGAGGGUGCGCCAGAACGAUCAGGUCCUCAAGUCAGUCACAAGCCAAUUCCCUUCCUCUCCCCAGAGCAGCCGGACCUCGUCCUGGUCGGAAAGUCUCCUUCAACUCGUAGGCAGGGGGGGGCGGAGCUCCACAAGAUCACUUCAGUGUCUGGCAACCGGACGAGGCUGCAUGCUAGGUUGCAAGCAGAGCUUGACCUCCGCCGCCCUCCUCGCCGCUGGUUCAUGCUUCAACAGAACCUCUCCACUGUCAACGUUGCGUCCCCUUCCUGGGUCCGCAGCAGCGACAGAGGAGCUCGGGACGGCAGCAGGGAGCACUUCACACCGCCAUCCCCAUGGGUGAGCUCGCAAUCGCCGGGCAGCAGACAGCAGUCUCCCAGCAUCCCUCCUCUACGUGUGGACAUCGCAACCAGCCAACUCAACGUGGAGAGGCAGGUGGAAGUUCAAGAGCCGUCGGGGGCAGCAGCAAAGGGGCAGAUGGGGGAAGGAGCCUCCUUCCAGCACAAACGGACGUCCGUGGGCACACCAAGGGGGGAGGCAAGGAAGGAGAGCGCGAGGGGGAACGAGCACAAGGGCGAGCAGGGCCCCGUGCCUCAGCUGUUUGUGCAUGAGUUGGGUCAGGCUCUAGAUCGCGCAGAUCAGAUCAUCCAAAUCUUCGAGAUCCGAUCAAGCCUGAAGCAACAUUGUUGUACAUCGUUGUGA
Guillardia theta CCMP2712 is the source of this 3021-nucleotide messenger RNA. RefSeq lists its product as hypothetical. Gene Ontology annotation, biological process: potassium ion transport. The coding region runs from base 1 to 3021 and encodes 1006 amino acids. NCBI's taxonomy places the organism in Eukaryota, Cryptophyceae, Pyrenomonadales, Geminigeraceae. The transcript has 9 exons. The record is from RefSeq and is a predicted model, not a curated record. Gene Ontology annotation, molecular function: small conductance calcium-activated potassium channel activity; calmodulin binding. Gene Ontology annotation, cellular component: plasma membrane.